CAUUCCACACUCUCUUCAACACAAUAAGCUUCAAAAAACCCCCCCAAAUUAUGAAUGCAACACUCUCCGGGGCGGCGAUGUCGCCAUCGGCCGCCCCUCAGCGUGCAGCGAUCCCCGGCAGCUACGGCUGGCCGGUGAUCGGGCCGCUGUCGGACCGCCUGCAGUACUUCUGGCUGCAGGGGCCGCAGAAGUUCUUCGCGAACCGGAUGGAGAAGUACGAGAGCACGGUGUUCCGUACGAACGUCCCGCCGGCGUUCCCGUUCUUCCUCGGGGUAAACCCGAACGUGGUGGCGGUGCUCGACGUGAAGUCGUUCCGCCACCUCUUCGACUCGGAGCUCGUCGACAAGACGAACAUCCUCGUCGGAGAUUUCAUGCCGAGUGUUAAGUACACCGGAGGAAUUAGGGUUUGUGCUUAUCUUGAUCCCACAGAAGCUAAACAUAACCAAAUUAAAUCCUUCGCCAUAGACAUCUUAAAACGGAGCUCGAGCAAAUGGGUUUCGUCCAUGGUCACCACGCUCGACGCCACGUGGGAUUCCCUCGAGUCCCAGCUCGCUGCCGCCGGAGACGGCGGCUCAGCCAGCUACAUCCUCCCUCUCCAAGAAUUCCUCUUCGCAUUCCUCAGCCUCACCCUCCUCGGGGCCGACGCCUCCGCCUUCCCGGAUAUCAAGAAAUGCGGCCACAUAUAUCUCGACCUCUGGCUCGGAGUGCAGCUCCUUCCAACGAUACCCAUCAACGUCGUGCAGCCCCUCGAGGAGAUCUUCCUCCACUCCUUCUCCUACCCCUUCUGGCUCGUCAAAUCCAGCUACGAGAAGCUCACGAGGUUCGUCGAGAACGGAGCCGCGGAGACCGUCGCCCGAGCGCAGACGGACUUCAACCUCACAAAGGAGGAAGCCAUCCACAACCUCCUCUUCACGCUCGGGUUCAACGCGUUCGGAGGGUUCACCCUCUUCUUCCUCUCGCUCCUCAGCAGGCUCGGCGAUAAUCCGGGCCUGCACGAGGAGCUGAGGAGGGAGGUGCGGGAGAAGCUCUCGAACAACGUCCUUAGCUUCGAGACGGUGAAGGAGAUGGACCUGGUGAAUUCGUUCGUGUACGAGACACUAAGAUUGGACCCGCCGGUUCCACAGCAGUUCGGCCGAGCCCGAAAGGACUUCGACCUCACCUCACACAACACGGUGUACGAGAUCAAGAAAGGAGAGCUGCUGUGUGGCUACCAGCCACUAGUGAUGAGGGAUCCCGAGAUAUUCGAGAAUCCAGAGGACUUCGUGUACAACAGAUUCUCGAAGAAAAACGGUGGCAACAAGUUGCUGGAAUACCUGUUCUGGUCGAAUGGGCCGCAGACGGGGACUCCGGGCCCAUCGGCCUCCAACAAGCAGUGUGCAGCCAAGGACGCCGUGCCUCAAACUGCUGCUGUGUUUCUGGCUUACCUGUUUCAGAGAUAUGAUGAGAUCUCCAUUUCUUCUGGCUCCAUCACUGCUCUCAAAAGGGCAAAGUGAUGGCCGUAAACGAUGCUGUAUCAUAAUACAGUACAACGUCUGUAUACAUCGACGUUUGUCAAUGUAUAAAAUAAACAUGGAAGAACAAUAUGUUUACCUGUUCAAGUUAUCAACCUUAAAAUAGCACAAUGAUGAUUCUUUCCUA
Molecule: messenger RNA, 1638 nt
Organism: Salvia hispanica
Lineage: Eukaryota; Viridiplantae; Streptophyta; Magnoliopsida; Lamiales; Lamiaceae
Product: fatty acid hydroperoxide lyase, chloroplastic-like
Biological process (GO): sterol metabolic process
Molecular function (GO): iron ion binding; heme binding; monooxygenase activity
Source: RefSeq, a predicted model, not a curated record